Austrofundulus limnaeus is the source of this 2368-nucleotide messenger RNA. It is a transcript of the gene fbxw8, whose product is annotated as F-box and WD repeat domain containing 8. Lineage: Eukaryota; Metazoa; Chordata; Actinopteri; Cyprinodontiformes; Rivulidae. Bases 131 to 2062 code for a protein of 643 amino acids. Gene Ontology annotation, molecular function: protein binding. The transcript has 11 exons. The record is from RefSeq and is a predicted model, not a curated record.
UUUAUGUGGAAGGACGGGUUUGUUGUGUGUGUUGUCAAAACAGUCCUCCCCGUUUGUUUUAGUUACUUUUGAAUUCCACUUAUAUUUUCGUGUUUACAACAUUGCAAAAAUACUCUUAGUGGACAAUGCCAUGGCGGAUAAUGAUCUUGUUGCGUUCAGGGAACGUUGGAAACGGGAGUUAAAGAGUAAAGCAGAAUCUGCUCCUCCCUCCUCCCGGGGUCUUCCUGAUCAGUCAAGCCGGAGAGACGUGAAGAAAACAAAGGAGCUUUUAAAACCAGAGGAAGGUGAGGGGUGUGAUGGAGGGAGAGCUGAUGCGGAGACAGAGGACCAGCCCGAGUAUGUGUCCAUCGCACGCAGCCUGCUGGGUGGGAGGACCAGUCCCCUGCUGGACCGCAUCCAGGAGGAGAGAACCAGGAGGAAGAGGAUGUAUCAGAACGUGACCGAUGCUUGCAGCGCAUCCCUGCAGCAGCAGAGGCAGCGUCAGAGGAAGGUGAAGAAGGAGGAGGAGGAGGAGGAGCUGGUGGAUCAACUCAUUCAGGAUCUGAAUGAAGUCAACGACAUUCCCUUCUUCGACAUCGAGUUGCCCUACGAGUUAGCCCUGAAGAUAUUCCAGUAUCUCACCUGUGCUGAACUCGGCCGCUGUGCCCAGGUGAGCAGGGUGUGGAGAGUCCUCGCAGAGGACGGGGUUCUGUGGUACAGGAUGUGCCAGAGGGAAGGGCACUAUCAGGAUGCCAACGUGUCCGACUCCCCCUGCUGGAAGAGCACGCUGCGAGACUGCAGGAACUCUGCCAGGACGGUUCGCUCCAACUGGAAGAACCGAGUGGGCUCCAUCAGGCAGCUGCAGUUUGAGCUGGGGAAGGUGUUGUGUGACGUCAGCUCCAGCAGCACCUUUGUUUUGGCGGGGUACACGUCGGGCGAUGUGAGGCUCUGGGACACAUUGCAUUGGGACUCGACAGCCUCUUACCUGAAAACUAACAGCCUGUCGGCUAACACCGAGCCCAGACCUCAUGUUAGUAACGUCCAGGUCAACAACACUGUGGCUGCUGCUGCGUAUGAAGAUGGCUGCAUAGACCUGUGGAGCACAGAGACAGGCGGGGCACCCAUCCACCACUACCAGGUCCCAGGGAGAAUCCAGGCUUUGGCUCUGAGUCCAGACAGUCCCGUCCUGGCGUCCGCCAGCGGCUCAGACGUUCGGCUGGACAGUGUCAACGACUGCGGCUACUGGAGGACCGUCUGCCAGACUCAUCUACCCAAAACUGUGGAGAGCCUCGUUUUGGUCCCAGACAGAGCAGAUCAGACCCCGCUGGUGGUUUUAGCAGCUGGAGAAGAUGUCUGCUUGUUGAAGCCCGGAGAGGAGCAGCCACAGACGCUCCACUCCGUCUACGGUCAUCCCGUCACCUGCCUGGACGCCUCCAGCUCGCUCGCUGCUUUUGGGGUGAAGCGUACUGGCUGGGCCAUGCAUGAUGGAGGCAACAAGAUUCACAUUUACAACCUGGAGACGAGCAAACCAACAAUCUGUGUCGGCAGCUCUCCGGGAGAUUUCACCUGCAUCAACCUGAGAGACAGCCCCCCUCAUCUGCUGGUGUGUGGAAACAAAGACAGGAGGGUGAGGGUGUUCGACCUGCGAACCGGCUCCUCCGCAGCCUCCCUGUACGCCCACCACCUGGGCGUCACCUGUGUUCAGGUGGACGACUGGAAGAUCGUGAGCGGCGGGGGCGAAGGCUUGGUGUGCGUGUGGGAGAUGAGGAUGGGAGCUAAGCUGUGGGAAAUGCACAACAGGCAUCCUGUGAGGCAUGUCCGCUUCAACGCCAGCACGCUGCUAACAGCCAACAUCCCUGAUGACAAGUCGCCACGAGGAGCCUGCAUCACAGACGAUGACCUCACCGCUCAUCGCAGACACAGGGGAGUCAUCUGCCAUUACGACUUUUCAGAGGACACGCUGUCACAGGAUCACGUCUUACCCAUCUGCAGGUCCGACUACAUCGAAUCAUACGGCUACAACUACAACAUUAACCUGGCGGUGCCCUACGACAGGCUGGCUGGCUCCCAUCUGGCUCACUGAUGUGCAGUUUUCAACAGAGCAAAUAAAACCCUGAUGAUGUAACUGAAUGGACAAAAUGAACAGUUGGAUUCUCCAUCUGCCUUUUUUUAAAUUUUAUUAUUCUUUUUAAAUGACAGCUUUUUAAAUGUUGUACUUCAGUGCUCAAAUGAAGCUCUUGCAACUCCUUAUCACACAUGUAAAACUUCACUGCAUAUUUAUUUUCAAUGUUUUACUUCCUAGAUUUGACACAGUGCAGUUCUGCAGCCCAACAAUAAAAAAAGGCAUUAAUAGCUUGAUUUUCUCAAUAAAAUGUGUUUACGUCCAUCA